AUGACCUCUUCCAAGGGAAAGCCCACCGAUCCCGAGCUCAGGGAGGAGCUCAAGGAAGAGAUCAAGCAAGAGCCUAACAAGUCCGGCGGCGGCCAGGGCCAAUGGUCCGCGUGGAAAGCAAGCAAGCUGGCCAAGGAGUACGAGAAGCAGGGCGGUGGCUAUGAGAAUGAACCCGGGUCCAAAAACAAGCCUAAGAAGGGGGAGCCGGAGCCCAAGAGCGAGUCGAAGAAGCAGAAGGAGACGGGCUGA
This is a messenger RNA of Emericellopsis cladophorae, 249 nucleotides long. RefSeq lists its product as uncharacterized. Lineage: Eukaryota; Fungi; Ascomycota; Sordariomycetes; Hypocreales; Bionectriaceae. Bases 1 to 249 code for a protein of 82 amino acids. The transcript is spliced from 2 exons. The record is from RefSeq and is a predicted model, not a curated record.